Messenger RNA from Balaenoptera acutorostrata (minke whale), 1221 nucleotides. RefSeq names its product serine/arginine repetitive matrix protein 1-like. The record is from RefSeq and is a predicted model, not a curated record. The transcript has a single exon. Bases 1 to 1221 code for a protein of 406 amino acids. Lineage: Eukaryota; Metazoa; Chordata; Mammalia; Artiodactyla; Balaenopteridae.
AUGGAACAUUCCCGGAACGGGCCAACGUUCCACCCACUUCAGGGAACAGACAUAAAGGCGCAGACCCAGCUCCCCACAGUGCACAGCCCAAACACACAUGUCCCUUCCCGGUCCCUGGGCAGACGCACAGAGGAACACGCAUGCAAACCGCCCCCACCCGUCUCCGCGCGCCCCCGGCCAGCCCGCCGCGCGGGGAGUCGCUCUGCGGCCGGUGCACCCGCAAGCCGAGGGCGCCUCCGCCUGAACCUUCCAUCGAGUCAGUCCCCUCCUUCCUCGCUUCCUUCCUUCUCUCGUUCCUUCCUUCCUUCCUCGCUUGGGAGGAGAAAGGAGUCGCCGAAAUGCCAACAGCCGGCUCCUGCGCUGCGCACGCUCGGCCGCAGGCCGGCGGCCCGGCCCUCGCGCCGCCCGGCCGCCCGCCCCCGGCCAGCGCCGCGCGGCCCCCUCCCCCGCUACCUGAAGACUGGCGGCCGGCGGCCGCGGCAGCCGCAGCGGUGGCCCGGCGGUGCACGCCGGUGCACGUCCCUCAUUAGUAACCAGGCACAUUCCUGCCUCCAGCGCUCCCGCGCCGCCCCCUCCCCCCCCCCCAGGACCUUACGCAAAGCAGCGUCCCCUCAUCUGCAUAGCUCCUCGGCCAGGGUAUUCCCCGCAUUUCCCAACGCGCCGGACCCCCCCUCCCGAGGUCUCCCCCAUCCCCGCCCCCUCCGACCCUCACCCUCUGGACGCCCGCCCGAAGCCGGGGGCGCGCGGCGGGAGGGGCCGUGGGGUCCGGCGGAGGCGAUUUCGUGUAAAGUGAAACGAGCUCCUAAUGCUAAAGGAGACAGGAAAAACACCGCGCCGAGGCCACUUACCGAGCCGAGGAACCUAGAUUCCCGCCGCUCCGCUCGCCCGAAUGGUCUGUCCGCCCUCCGCGCACCCCAAGGCUGCACCCAGCACCCCAAAGUCGAGACGUGUAGGAAUAUGGUUAACUGGCCGGGAGACCCUCCAAGUUGCUCCGGGCUCCCGGGAGCUUCAACGUCCAGGACACAACUUGGCCAAGACUUGUGCCACAGUCACCGAAGAUGUUCCUGUGGAGACCCUCCUCCGGCGGGGAGAGACAGCGCUCGGCGGCGCCCCGCUCGCCUCCUCUCCACCCCCUCACCUCCAGCCCGCCUCCCGCCGGCCGCCAGCCUCCGGGCCGCGAGCCCCUCGGGCGGCUGUCAGCUCCCGGCCGCCGCCGGGUGA